Thrips palmi is the source of this 6815-nucleotide messenger RNA. Its product is annotated as eukaryotic translation initiation factor 4 gamma 1-like. Gene Ontology annotation, cellular component: eukaryotic translation initiation factor 4F complex. Gene Ontology annotation, molecular function: translation initiation factor activity; mRNA binding; protein binding. The record is from RefSeq and is a predicted model, not a curated record. The transcript has 30 exons. The coding region runs from base 16 to 5733 and encodes 1905 amino acids. NCBI's taxonomy places the organism in Eukaryota, Metazoa, Arthropoda, Insecta, Thysanoptera, Thripidae.
GCGAAACACGCCAACAUGGUGGCGCGGUACUUGGGGGGCCCCGGCGCGCACCCUGGCGGUGGACACUCCGCCGCAGGGCCCGCAGGGGGUCGCGGCCACCACACGGCGCAGGCCGUGAGCUGCUACUUGCCGUUGCACGCGCCGCAACAGCCGCGGCCCCAACAGGCGCACCAGCAGCACGGCCAGCAUGGCCAGCACGCCCACCCGGCUGCUCACGCCCAGCAGCACCACGGACAGCAGCAGCACCACCGUCACCAGCAACAGCCGGCCUCGCAGCAGCAGCCGUUUCAGCUGCGCCUCCUCGCCAACGGGCCCGGAAGAGGCGGUGAUGUGUACCACGUGACUUCCACCUACCCGCCGCAAGGUGGCGGCGGUCCCAGUGGCGGUCCCAGCGGCGGCCCUCAGAUGCGUGUCGGUAUCAACGCCAUGGGCAUGCCCGUGCAGGGCGUGCAGGGCGUACAGGGCGCCCAGCAGCAGGGCAGCCACCCUGGCCACGCCGGAGGCCCCGCGCCCACCUCGACGCCCCCGCAGCCCGACAUGAGCAAGAGCCUGCACCUGCAAGGACAGGGCCAGAUCCAGGGGAGCAUGAUCCCCUUCCAGGUGCAGAAUGCGUCGCGGCAGACGACACAGAAUUAUAAUUUUCAACCUAGAACCACAGCUACCCGCAUGCCAAAUAGGAAUCAGCAAGCCUUUUAUCCCAAUAUGGCUAACAGUCAGCAACUUGUAGCAGGACAGCAUUACGGCAUAAUGCCUAAUUUGGUAAUGUACCCCCGCGGUGCCGGUAUGAACUCUGCUGGUCACCAGCCCACAUUGGGAUACCCCAACCAGCAACAGCAAUAUUAUAUUCCAACAAACAUGCCUGGAGCAGGAGGACUGUUUUAUGCUACUCCUAUGAUUCGGACUGCUCCUUCAGGUGUAAAUAUUUCAGGCCCUCCUCAAACUCAGCAAAGUCUACAGACUGCGGCUCCUCAUGGGCCUGUACAAACUCCAAAUAUACCUGUUUCUGGGGCCAUCAUGCCCAUUGUCUCACCUUCAGCCCCAUCUGGUGGCAAUGCUGUUCCCCCUGCGCAACCAAAGCGUAGAAAACAUGCUUUGAUCAUUGUCGACCCCAACAGCGGUAAAGACGUUGUUGAAGAAAUGGAAAAAGAAGCAUCAGCCUCUGGUAGUUCGAGUAAUCGAGAAACUCCACAACCGGAGUCAUCAGCUGCUACAAAUCACAAUGUCGCAGCUGAAUUUGCUGAGAGAGUAGGAAAGGCUGCCAGUGAAGACUCGACGCCGUCAGCACCGACUCAGCCCCCGGACCUGUCCCAGAACAUGGGCAGCGUGAACGGACCCGCCGCCAGCCCGGCAGAGGCAGCCCCUGACGCAACUCUUAGUCAAAGCAGUUAUUUAGAAGAUAGCUCUAGCAUAGGCAAUACGUGGAACAAGGGCGGCCACAAGGGCCCGGGGGCUGGCCCCGUCCCUGUCCCUGUGGAAGACGGCACGCCCGUGUUCUUGUACUCACCUGUGAUACCACAUAAUUUUAGUGCCAAGUCUAUUGAAGAAAUGUACCCCAGCUCCAAUGUGUCUAUUGUGAUGCACCAUUCAAGCAUGGUGCCUACACGACCAGCCCAGCUGGCCAACUCAUCCCUGGCGCUCUCCGAGACAACGCCAGUUGUUAGUGCCAACAUCAAUGCGCCAAGUGUUGAAGUGUACAGAGGUAGAAACGCUCAGCAAUCGCCUUCUGGCAACACUGGUACCCACCCAUCACCCCAGAGACGGAAAAGACAAGAAAAUGCUGCUGCUGUUUCAAGCAGUAAUGCAUCAACUACACCUAGUGCAUCAAGCACAGAGAGUCCGAGUCAUGUCGCUGAAGCCAAGAAGAAGGGCAGUCCCACACCUGCUGGAGGCGCUCAGAGUGUAGGGCCUGCCAAGGCGCAGCCUGGAGCCGUCCAGAAGGACGCCAAGGGCGGCAAGGGCGCCAAGGCGCCUGCCCCCAAGGACGCCCCUAAGGAGGUGCUGAAGGACGCCCCCAAGGAGGCCGACAAGACUCCCCUGGUGGAGCCCGCCAAAGGCAAGAGCCCCCCUGCGUCGCAGGCGACGACCCCCGCGGCCGCCAAACCCGCCGCCGCCGCCGCCCCUGCAGCACCCGCAGCGGCACCCGCCGGGGCGUCGACGCCGGCCCCAGCCGCUGCCGACGCCAAGGCCGACAAGGCCAGCAAGGCGACGCCGACGCCCAAGCCGGCCGUGCCGGAGCCCGCAGCCGAGUCAGAGGGUAAAGGCGCCGGUCGCCACAAGGGCAAGAAGAUGCGCGACUCCAGCGCCAAGGGCGCUGAGAAGGAGGGCUCCGAUGUGGAGGCUGCCUCUGAGGCAGCGCUCCCCGAGGAGAGCUGCUCCACCCCCGCGUCCACGCCCACGCCGUCCGAGGCGGCCGCGGGCAGCAGCCCCGUCGCCGCGACCACCCCUGAGGCGGAGGCGGAGGGCGACGCGGUGAGCAAGACAGCCUCGCCGACGCCGGCCGCCACCCCCGUGACCAGCGUCCCGGAACCCGCUGCCGCGGCUACCCCCGCUGAACCGGCGGAGGGGGCCGUGGCGCCCCAGACGGAGGACUUGCCGGAGGCUGUGGACGCAGCCACCCCCGCGACGACGGCACCGUCGGCCCCGACAGUGACGGUGCCGGCACCCACCCCGGCCGCCGUCAACCUGUUCGCCCCCUUCGCGCUGCCCUCGCCCCCGGUCAUCAUCCCCAGGGCCGUGAAGGAGGUCAAGGAGGUGGAGGUGGACGACAAGGUGUCGUCUCGCAACGACGAGAACGCCAAGGUGUCCAAGGAUGAUGCUGCCGGCGACAAGAAGAGGGCAUAUGCUCCAGAACAAUGGAGUCCUCUCAACCCUGACGGCAAGAAGAAAUAUGACCGCAGUUUCUUGAUGGACUUGCGUAAUGAUCCUCAGUCGCAGAAGAAACCUGAUGGUCUACCUGAAAUGGAGGUAGUCCUCAAGGAAAGCAAUAAGAAGGCAAUGCAGAAUAACUUCAACAAUGACUUUUCACCUGCUGGUUUUGUUCGGUCAUCUGGUUCUCGAGGGCCUCCUCCUCAGAGGAAGAGUCAACAGGGUAAGCCCAAAUCUGGCAAGCCUCCUCUUAUUCAUGUGACAUUGUCACUUCGAGAAGAUGUAAAACUCCAUGAGACUGAAAAUGCAUGGAAGCCUGGUGUACUUGUUGCUGGUAGUAAAGAGUCUGAUGAAGAAGAAGCUAAGACACAGGAUUUGUACAAGAAAGUUCGAGGUGUGCUCAACAAACUUACGCCUCAGAAGUUUGACACAUUGGUCGGACAGGUUCAGGCUUUGCCAAUUAACACUCCUGAAAGAUUAAAGGGAGUUAUUGAUCUUGUUUUUGACAAGGCUGUUGAUGAACCAAAUUUCUCUGUUGCCUAUGCUAAAAUGUGCAAUGAACUGAAAUCUAAAGAAAUCCAGAAUAAUUCCUUUAGGAAGAUCCUCAUAACACGGUGCCAACAAGAGUUUGAGAAAAACAAAGACGCUGAAACCAAUAAUAAGGACAAAAAGAUUAAGGAAAUUGAAAGUGAACCAGAUCCAGAAAAGAGGAAGGAACUUACAUUAAUGUAUGAAGAGGAGGAAAGAAAAAUUAGGAUGAAGUCUGUUGGCAACAUUAGGUUCAUUGGUGAAUUGUACAAGCUGGGAAUGUUGACUGGACCUAUCAUGCUUCGUUGUGUUAGUGACUUGCUGAGGAAGGAAGACGAAGAAUCUUAUGAGUGCCUCUGCAAGCUUUUGACUACUAUUGGAAAGAAGUUGGAAAUGGAACUAACACAGGGAGGCCAAGGAGAUGUUUUGAGUUCCUACUUCAUCAAAAUGAAGGAGUUGGCUGAUAAGGGAAGGAAGGGCAAGAACGUUUCAUCCCGAGUCAGGUUCAUGCUUCAAGAUUGCAUCGACCUUCGGUCCAACAAAUGGGUUCCGCGCCGAGAUGACUCGAACCCCAAGACCAUGGACGAGAUCCACCGAGAGGCCGAGCGCGAGACUGUGGAGAUGAACAUCGCCCUGGCGCAGCAGGGCACUCCCAGGAAGGACGACCGCGGCAUGAACCGCGGCAUGGGAGGCGGCGGUGGAGGCAUGGACAAGCGGGGCGGCAGGGGCGGACCAGCUGCCGAUGAUGGUGGUUGGAAGAACGUGCAAACCAGGAGUCGGCCCCUAGACGUCAACAAAAUGGCCAAGGGCAUCAUUCAAUCAACCGAAAUAGCAACUCUAGGCUCACCUAAUCAAUUCUCCAAGUGGGGCGGGGGCAGUGGGAACAGUGCCUCGAGAGACCCCAAAGCUAUCUCUUCUAGACCUGGACCCGUUGUCACCACAGGCAACCCCUUCUCAGCUCUUGAGAAGACUUCUGUGUUCAACAAUGCCGAGAGGAAACCAUCUGGUUCAAGCAGUAAGGAUCGAAGCAUGGGUGACAGAAAUAGUGGGUCUCGUAGCAGUAGUCAACAUAGGACAAGCUCUCAGCCAGCUUCUAGGGACAGCUCACAAGCAAGAGGAAAGCUUGAAGAGGAAAGGAGAAGCAGGGUACCCACACCAACCUCUGUGAGUGAAAUUUCACCAAGUGAGCAACCUACAUCCAAUGCCAAGGAUGCAAAUGGUGGCCCAGUGUGCAAAUUGAGGAGGCUAGAAGAAGGUGAAGAAUUAGAAAGGAUAUCUAAAAACCUUGUGGACGAGUAUCUUUCCCAUAGAAAAUUAGAGGAUGCAACCUUAGCUGUUCAAGAUUACUUUGACUGGACCAACAUUGCAUCUUUUACUCGAGAAGCUUUGGCUUCAAUGUUAGAUAGAGUUGUGGUGCAGGAUCACAUACUAGUUGGUAAAUUUUUAGGACAUCUUAUUCAAAUAAAUCAAAUGCGAAAAGAAGAUUUUAAUGCUGGGUUUUCCCAAAUAUUAGAAUUGUGCCCUGACUUUAUUGUUGAUAUCCCUAAGUUGUGGACUCAUGUUGGAGCACUUCUUGCGGGUAUUCUGCUCAUUGAGGCUGUGACUUUCAAAGAUCUAGCAGAACCAUUAGUUGUGCUCAAAGGCUCAAAAGAAGCUGGUUUGCUGCUCAAAAAUAUUAUGCAAGUUUUAGAUAAGGAAAAGGGUUCGUCCUGGAUUAAGGACAACUGGAAUAAGUGUGGAGCCACAUGGUGUGACUUCCUUGAAGAGAAGGAUGUAUCUGACUUCCUUAAAGAAAAUAAUAAUUUGGAAUCAUUCUCCGGAGGGGCGCUGGCGUCCAACACAGAGAUGACUCAAGAAGAAAUUCAGAAUAAGCUAUUAGAUUUCCUCAACUCAAAUGAGACAUUCGAUGGUAUUCAGGGAUGGAUAAAAUCUAACGUUGGGGAUCGUACAAAUGAACCUGCCUUUAUUCGUGCCUUGAUGACAGCUAUCUGUAGAAAUUGUUUACAAGAGGCUCAACCAAGUAACAAAUUGACAUUAAAUGAAGAAAAGUUGAGUCAAGACAAACUACUCCAGCGUUAUCUUGAAAACAAAGAGGACUUGGAGUUGCAAUGUCUCUAUGCAGUGCAGGCGCUGGUCACUCAACUAGAGCACCCUCAGGGUCUGAUUGUUUCCAUAUUCAAUGCGCUUUGGGAGUAUAACGUAAUAUCCACUGAUGCUUUCCUUGCUUGGUUCAAAAGUGAUGAUCCUCAAGAGACUGAAGGAAGGGGCGUCUGCCGGUCAAGCUUGGCCUCGUUCCUGACCCUUCUGUCUGAAACUGAGGAAGAUGAAGAACAUCCUUGAUAUAAGGCCAGACGACGCAAGUCGAAACCUCAUUUUGUGCUCCAAUAGCCAUGAAGGACUCUAACUGAGCCAGGUGCUUGGAGUGUGUGCCGACUGGUAGUGAUGCUGGAACAAUGUGGAGGAUCUGUGAAGUCUGACAGAAGAAACUGCCCACAAGUGCAGUAGUAUUAGUGUCUAGUUCGUUUUCGAAACUAAAAUAUGACUGAUAUGGUAUCAUGUUUCUCAUACUUUGAGAAUGCUUUUUUUACUUUAUAAGCCGUUUUUUAACAUAGCAAAGAAUAUUUACUACGUAAUUUUUAAAUGAUCGAUUCAGGCAUGACUGAGCAGCAAGAAGGCUUAGGUAUCACUUGUUUUGCGACCCGCAGGCCGCAGGCACCGCGUAAUCAAGCAGACCCUGACACCCUGCCUUUCUGUAACCUUUAUUUUCCACAUUGAAAAUGGUUUCCCCUUUUGGAAGUGACAUGGAAAGCAUUAAUUGUUCAUUGCGAAAGGCGCUGAUUUGGGAUGAAAAUCAAACUAAGUCCAUAUGAAUAUAAUUAUUAUUGCUAUUAAGAGAUUUAUCAAGCAGUGAGACUGGAGGUCAAGUUAAACAUAAUUGUAUUAUACUAUUAAAUGAAGUGUUGUUUUUGUUGAUUCAAGAACUGUGUGGCUUUGAGCUACAGUUUUGGUUGGGAUUAUUUAGUUUUGUAAAUUGCAGCAUUUGAAUAGGUGAACUUCGGCAUGUUAAUGAGAAAAGAAAAGAGGUCGCAGGAGAGUUGUUGUUUUGUAUGUAGGAAUAUGGAAAUGCUCGCAUCCAUUCUAUGUAAAUGACAGACUAUAUAUUUAUGGAUGAAAAGCAUGGUUAUGAGGGCGUAGAAUUAUUAAAACAUGGUGUACAAAAUGUUUUGGUUGUUAUUUGACCCAAAUGCCUUGCUGUCCUUAGGCAUGUACCCAUUGCAGCAUUGUAAUCAUUGUGCAAAAUCUAUGUGUAUUUCAAAUCUUAAUAAGGGCAUUUGUUAAGUGGCGUUUUGACAUUUUGUCAAAUUUUGACCUGUUUUGAAAGUGCUGUAUAUAAAAAAAAAUAUAUAUGUACAUUUCCAUAA